UGGGAGGCAUUGUAUGAAUAGCCGCAAGUGUUUGCUUUUUUAUGAGCUUGUCUCUCAGCCGGGGUGCGGAAACUGGUUUGUUCAUUUUCAGUCCGAGGCUCCGGAGGUAACUUGUCGAGCAAUACAGCAUAAGAGCACAUCUCCGAGUCCAGAUGGGUUUGUCGACUUCCAGAGAACUGAAAACGAAACACGUUCGCAUCUUAAUGCUGGGUCUGGAUGGAGCAGGGAAAUCCACCUUGUUGUACAAACUGAAGUUCAGUAAUACUGAAUUUGUCACUGCCUCCACCGUAGGAUUCAAUGUGGAAAUGCUGCAGCGCGGUAAAAGCAUUGCCCUGACGGUUUGGGAUGUUGGCGGCCAGUCCAAGAUGCGGCAGCUCUGGCCGUUCUAUUUUCAAGAUACUGAUGCGCUAAUGUUUGUGGUGGACUGUGCGGACACGCAGCGCAUGGAGGCUUCCCGGAUAGAAUUUGAACGGGUGCUGAAACACAAGUGUCUGAAAGGGAUCCCAGUGGUGAUAAUAGCAAACAAGCAGGACCUUAAGGGUGCUUUCUCCGCGGAGCAAAUCACCAGGAGCUUUCACCUAAAGAGAUCCUGCUCAGACCGUGACUGGUACGUCCAGCCCUGCUGUGCAAAGACAGGCGAAGGGUCAAGCAUGGCCUUUGAUAUUUUAAUAUCGCUCGUCAAAAAGAAAAUGCCCUCUAAAGACGAAGGAUCGCACACUAAAAUUCAAGAAGACAGAUGAAUGGAAGAAUACCGAUUUCGCGGAAUUUAUCCUCCUCGCCGGUAUACGUUGGUAUGAAGGAACAGAAACUGUUUGAUGAAUUGAUAUUGACGUAUUGACAUUCUCGGUCGAAUUUUAAAUCCGUUUGUCACAGUUUUGCCUGUGUAACUUCUGUUAUUUUGAUCCGAAUAAAUAUAGAAAUAGUGUAAUAAUCUGGCUUUGGAAGGUACCAUACUAUAUGAAAAUGAUGUAAUAUGUAUCGGAAUCACUGACUCUACCUAAAUCU
Molecule: messenger RNA, 1005 nt
Organism: Hypanus sabinus (Atlantic stingray)
Lineage: Eukaryota; Metazoa; Chordata; Chondrichthyes; Myliobatiformes; Dasyatidae
Product: ADP-ribosylation factor-like protein 14
Exons: 1
Coding region: 153-740 (195 amino acids)
Biological process (GO): intracellular protein transport; vesicle-mediated transport
Cellular component (GO): cytoplasm
Molecular function (GO): GTP binding; GTPase activity
Source: RefSeq, a predicted model, not a curated record